AUGACUGUGACGUUAACGCUGUAUUUGCUGGUUACGAAUCUGAGCCCUGUGAUCGGACGAGUGCUAAACGUUGGUCUGCUGUUUGUCGACGACAUUCCGGGCAUGGAAGUUACGGUCGGCUACAAGACUUCGGCAUCGGCUGUGCUUAUUGCGAGGGAUCGUGUCAAAAACGAGAAUCUUCUGCCAGGAUAUGAAUUCAACUUCACUGUUCGAUUUGACCAAUGCACUGAAAUAUUGGCUGUUGGUUAUACUGUGGAAUUAAUUCAAGAUUACGGAAUGGACGCUAUAAUUGGCCCUACAUGCAGCUAUCGUGAGUUUUUUCCUUAA
Haemonchus placei is the source of this 327-nucleotide messenger RNA. NCBI's taxonomy places the organism in Eukaryota, Metazoa, Nematoda, Chromadorea, Rhabditida, Trichostrongylidae. The record is from the annotation of a GenBank genome assembly.